Rosa chinensis is the source of this 2066-nucleotide messenger RNA. RefSeq lists its product as uncharacterized. The transcript is spliced from 12 exons. The record is from RefSeq and is a predicted model, not a curated record. Bases 579 to 2066 code for a protein of 495 amino acids. NCBI's taxonomy places the organism in Eukaryota, Viridiplantae, Streptophyta, Magnoliopsida, Rosales, Rosaceae.
GUUGAAAACAGAUUCGAUCUGUUUCGACUCGGUGGAGGAGGCGGCUACUAUUUGAGUGGGUUCAACUCGUAGUGAGGUUGCUUGGUGUGAGAGAUACUCUGGGUUGACAGAUUCUGGGAAGAAUUUCAGUACAAGAACCAGGGAAAGACGUCCAACAGAAGAUUGCAAAACCGGUUCUCUUAUAUCUGUUAAGGAAGUUGAUCGGAGGUUCAAGUUCAGUCUUGUAAGGAAAGGAGAGGGCUGCAAAGUUCUAAGUCAUUGAGUCAGUUGUGUUGAAAGCUAGCUCUAAAGAUUGCUUUUACUGAAAAAGGUGUUAAGAUAUGGAUUCAGAAGAAGAAAAUCAUGCCACUGAAGAUGACUUACCAUCUGACGAGAAGAAGGGAAGAGGUCCAACUCUCAUGUCCGAUAUUAUUCACGGUAGGAGUAAGGGGGCUCGAAUGGAAGUGACAUAUAACAAAAAGGGGCAACCAAUUGGUCUUGGAGGGAAGAGGCUAGCUACUUUUAUUGGGGUAAUGGCUUGAACUACUAUCCCAAUCACAUAUGAGACUUGGCCAGCCGUGAAGAAUUCACUUAAAGAAAUGAUAUGGAGUAUGGUUCAGAAAUCAUUCAUUGUGGAUCCAAGAAGCAAGAAAGAUGUCUUGAGUAGUGCAGGAAGGAAAUGGAAAUCAUUCAAGAGCACUUUAACUACAAAAUAUAUAUUGAAGUAUAAAGAUCGGCGCAGCCUCCUAAAGAAAAAACCUGAAGAAUAUGAGUUUAUUACUCAACCUGAGUGGGAAGCUUUUGUGAAGUCUCGAUUAACUCCAGAAUUUUUGGAAAUUCAUGAGGACCACUCAAGGAGACGAGCUUUGAAUGAGUAUGAUCAUCGAAUGUCUAGGAAAGGCUAUGCUAAUUUGGAAGAGGAACUAAAAAUGGAGUUAGGGACUAAAGACGAUAUUGAUAGAGCCAUCUUAUGGAAGAAAGGGCGUGUCGAUAAAGAGGGUAACUAUUUGAGUGAGACAACCAAACAACGUGCUGACAAAAUUGAUGCUUUAACGAAAGAUGUGAGGGAGGGAAUUGUGUCUGCUGUUGGUAGGAACGACAUUUUAACUCAAGCUUUGGAGACACCUGAGCAAUCGGGCCGUGUAAGAGGUGCUGGACAAUUUGUUACACAUAAGGUGUACUUUAAUACAUCUAGAUAUAAGUCUGCAACCAAGACACAACUGUUGGAACAGCAGUUGGAAUUGAUGCAAAACCAGAUCAACAUGUUUGCUUCAUUAUUGGAUCCCGAGAAGUUGGAUCCAAUUAAACUAGGCAUGAUUCGAGACAUGUUCAGAUGUAAUAAUGGAUCUGAAAAAGCUAGUUGCUCAGUCGACAAGGAGAAAAAUCUGUCUUCUAAGGAGGAAGUAUCUAAGGUGGCAUCUGAGAAAGAAAAAGAGAAAAAAGCUACCGCCAAAAAGGUUCGAAAAUGGGAUGAUACUCCAUCUCCAAUUGAUAGCAGUAGAGAGAGCAAGAAGGCAAAACAAUUGUAUAAAGGGGGACUAAUGAUGAGACAGAGAGGAGCAUUGGAAGAUGACAAUGUGAUAACAUCAACAGAUAAAGCAUAUAUUCCUAUUGAGACAGCAAAUGUUGUAAAAAAGGGGAAAAAAUGCAAGCUAGCAGUAGACACCAAAGAUAACAUUGUUGCAAUGGGAACUGUAAUAAUGUUGGAUGGGCUGAUACAUGGAGUGCCCCUAGGAGCAGAAAAUAUAUAUAUCUCAAUUGAUGUGCCCAUCAAGGAAGAUGCUAAUCUCCCCAUCCCAAAUGAGUCAGCUGAAAUUUUUACAGUAAAGCAAGCUACCGGUACUCAUGUCGCUUGGCCUCGACAUCUUGUUUUAAUGUCACAUGAAGAGAACUCAAUGAGCACUUGGAAGUCUUCGAGUAAAACACCAUGCAAACAAGCAGCAUACAAGAUGCCUGUGUCCGUGCAUCUUCUACUGCGUUUGGUAAGAACAAUGGAUGAAUCUAUAGCAGUGUCAGUCCCAAUGGAAGAAGGUGUGUUUGGCAAUGACCACAAUACAUUCAUAAACGACACCUCUGGUCAUUGUUGA